Messenger RNA from Fusarium venenatum, 543 nucleotides. Its product is annotated as inosine triphosphate pyrophosphatase-like protein. NCBI's taxonomy places the organism in Eukaryota, Fungi, Ascomycota, Sordariomycetes, Hypocreales, Nectriaceae. Gene Ontology annotation, biological process: thiamine metabolic process. Gene Ontology annotation, molecular function: ribonucleoside triphosphate phosphatase activity. The record is from RefSeq and is a predicted model, not a curated record.
AUGAACACCCCUUCAAAAAUCGUCGUUGUUGCCUCCAACAACAUCCCAAAGAUCAAAGCAACAAGUGAAGGAUUUAAGCAGAUGUUGCUGGACACCUAUGACUUCCAAGGUCUUAGUGUAGAUUCCCACGUCUCAGAUCAGCCCUUCUCCGACGAGGAAACACUCCAUGGAGCGACAAACAGAGCUCAGAAUGCCCAGACAUUAAAGCCAGAGGCAGACUUCUGGGUUGGCAUUGAAGGAGGCGUUGAAAUCCACAACGGCUCUCUCUGCUCUUUUGCAUGGAUCGUGGUCAUUGGAAAGAGUGGAAAAGUUGGAAAGGCACGUACGUCGGCCUACUUUCUGCCCGAAAAGACGUGCAAGCUGCUGAAAGAGGGUGUCGAGUUGGGCCAUGCGGAUGAUAUGGUGUUUGGCCAGACGGAUUCGAAGAACAAGCAAGGUUCAGUUGGGCUUCUGACGGGUGGUGUUGUCGAUCGGGCAGCUUAUUAUACUCAGGCAGUUAUUCUGGCCCUCAUUCCCUUCAAAAAUACAUCGUUGGAUUUCUGA